This is a messenger RNA of Telopea speciosissima, 1403 nucleotides long. RefSeq names its product elongation factor 1-gamma-like. NCBI's taxonomy places the organism in Eukaryota, Viridiplantae, Streptophyta, Magnoliopsida, Proteales, Proteaceae. Gene Ontology annotation, molecular function: glutathione transferase activity; translation elongation factor activity. The coding region runs from base 97 to 1359 and encodes 420 amino acids. Gene Ontology annotation, biological process: translational elongation. The transcript is spliced from 7 exons. The record is from RefSeq and is a predicted model, not a curated record.
CUCCUUCAUUUCAUGUUAUACUUGUGCUGCUUUGCGAAUUAAUUCGGAGUCUCUGUCUCAUCAGAUCUGCUCUAGAUUACCUUCGGCAGGGUAACCAUGGCUCUGGUCUUGCAUUCUGGAAACACUAAUAGUAAUGCCUUCAAGACGCUCAUUGCCGCAGAAUACAGUGGUAUCCAGGUUGAACUGGUCAAGAAUUUUGAGAUGGGUGUCUCCAACAAAACUCCUGAAUUUCUUAAGAUGAACCCUCUGGGGAAGAUUCCUGUGUUGGAAACUCCUGAUGGUCCUGUAUUCGAGAGCAAUGCCAUAGCUCGCUAUGUUACUCGUUUGAAGAGUGACAACCCACUUUAUGGCUCUUCCCUGAUUGACUAUGCUCAAAUUGAGCAGUGGAUUGAUUUUUCAACAACUGAAAUUGACUCCAAUAUUCGGCGUUGGUUAUACCCACGAUUUGGACUUAUGCCAUAUCUUCCCCCGGUUGAGGAAACUGCCAUUUCUGCUUUGAAGAGAGCUCUAGGUGCUUUGAACAUGCACCUUGCUUCGAACACAUACUUAGUUGGACAUUCUGUAACUCUUGCUGACAUCAUCAUGGUCUGCAACUUGUGGUUUGGAUUCUUCUUUGCCAUGACUAAAAGCUUUACCUCAGAGUUUCCACAUGUUGAGAGGUACUUCUGGACAAUGGUUAACCAGCCAAAUUUCCACAAGAUAUUGGGUGAGGUAAAGCAGACAGAAGCUGUUCCACCAAUUCAGUCAGCAAAGAAGCCUUCUCAGCCGAAAGAGCCUGCAAAACCUAAGCUCAAAAAUGAAAUUAAAAAAGAGGUGAAGGAAGAACCUGCAAAGCCUGAUGAUGCCAAGGAGGAAGAGGCACCAAAACCCAAACCAAAGAAUCCUCUUGAUCUCUUGCCGCCCAGUAAGAUGAUAUUGGAUGAUUGGAAAAGGCUCUACUCGAACACCAAGACCAAUUUCCGUGAGGUUGCCAUUAAAGGUUUCUGGGACAUGUAUGACCCUGAGGGAUACUCUCUCUGGUUUUGUGAUUACAAAUACAAUGAUGAAAACACUGUAUCAUUUGUCACCCUUAACAAGGUCGGUGGUUUCCUCCAACGGAUGGAUCUGGCUCGUAAAUAUGCUUUCGGCAAGAUGCUGGUUAUUGGCUCAGAGUCACCAUUCAAGGUGAAGGGGUUGUGGCUCUUCCGUGGACAAGACAUACCUCAAUUUGUUCUUGACGAGUGCUACGACAUGGAGCUCUAUGAGUGGGUGAAAGUUGACAUCUCAGACAAGGCCCAGAAGGAGCGUGUUAAUCAGAUGAUUGAAGAUCAGGAACCUUUUGAGGGGGAGGCUCUAUUGGAUGCAAAGUGUUUCAAGUGAUGAGAAAACUGGUUCCAUUAACCCAUUUUUGCUUGAUGGUACAU